Messenger RNA from Aspergillus homomorphus CBS 101889, 1847 nucleotides. It is a transcript of the gene hcsA, whose product is annotated as homocitrate synthase. Gene Ontology annotation, cellular component: mitochondrion. The coding region runs from base 106 to 1500 and encodes 464 amino acids. The record is from RefSeq and is a predicted model, not a curated record. Gene Ontology annotation, molecular function: homocitrate synthase activity. NCBI's taxonomy places the organism in Eukaryota, Fungi, Ascomycota, Eurotiomycetes, Eurotiales, Aspergillaceae. The transcript is spliced from 6 exons.
CUUUUUAUCAUUUAAACCCAUCCCCGCCUUGACCUUAACCUUAGCUCUUCUUCCCUCUAUAUACUCCCUCUAUCUACUAAGCUCACCCCGCCAUAUUCUACCACAAUGUGCCCUGGUGCAGACCACGAGCCCAAUGGGCAAGCCAAUGGCGCUGCCCCCAAUGUUAAUGGUGACCACCCCGGUUUCACCGGCAUUGAGACUCGCCAGAAUCCCCACCCUUCCGCCUCCCGCAACCCCUACGGUCACAACGUCGGCGUCACCGAUUUCUUGAGCAAUGUCUCCCGCUUCAAGAUCAUCGAGAGUACUCUUCGUGAGGGAGAGCAAUUUGCCAACGCUUUCUUUGACACUGAGAAGAAGAUCGAAAUCGCCAAGGCUUUGGACGACUUCGGUGUUGACUACAUUGAGCUCACCAGCCCCUGCGCUUCCGAGCAGUCGAGAAAGGACUGCGAGGCCAUCUGCAAGCUUGGCCUGAAGGCUAAGAUUCUUACCCACAUCCGUUGCCACAUGGACGAUGCCAGAGUUGCCGUCGAGACUGGUGUAGAUGGAGUCGAUGUCGUUAUUGGAACCUCCUCCUACCUCCGUGAGCACUCCCACGGCAAGGACAUGACCUACAUCAAGAACGCCGCCAUCGAAGUCAUUGAGUUCGUGAAGUCUAAGGGUAUUGAGAUCCGGUUCUCCAGCGAGGAUUCCUUCCGUUCCGACCUGGUCGAUCUCCUGUCUAUCUACUCCGCCGUCGAUAAGGUCGGUGUUCACCGGGUCGGUAUCGCCGAUACCGUUGGUUGCGCCUCCCCCCGCCAGGUUUACGAGCUCGUCCGUGUGUUGAGAGGUGUCGUGGGCUGCGACAUUGAGACUCACUUCCACAACGACACCGGCUGUGCCAUCGCCAACGCUUACUGCGCCCUGGAGGCUGGUGCUACUCACAUCGAUACCUCCGUCCUUGGUAUUGGUGAGCGUAACGGUAUCACCCCUCUUGGUGGCCUCAUGGCCCGUAUGAUGGUUGCCGACCCUGAGUACGUCAAGAGCAAGUACAAGCUCGAGAAGCUCAAGGAAGUCGAGGAUCUUGUCGCUGAGGCUGUUGAGGUCAAUAUCCCCUUCAACAACUACAUUACUGGAUUCUGUGCUUUCACCCACAAGGCCGGUAUCCACGCUAAGGCUAUCUUGAACAACCCCAGCACCUAUGAGAUUAUCAACCCUGCCGAUUUCGGUAUGAGCAGAUACGUUCACUUCGCCUCCCGUCUGACCGGCUGGAAUGCUAUCAAGUCGCGUGCUCAGCAGCUCAACAUCACGAUGACGGACGCUCAGUACAAGGAGUGCACUGCCAAGAUCAAGGCUCUUGCUGACAUCCGUCCCAUCGCCGUUGAUGAUGCUGACAGUAUCAUCCGCGCCUACUACCGCAACAUCAAGUCGGGCGAGAACAAGCCCCUCCUUGACCUUACGGCCGACGAGCAGGCUCAGUUCGCUGCCAAGGAGAAGGAGAUCGCUGAGGAAAUUACUGUUUAAGCCUGCGGCUUAACAGUUUUAUGUUCCAUUUGCAAGCGCCGCCAUUGAAUGACUUCGAUGGGAUUAGAGGGUCGCUUUCGUUCUAGAGUCUUCUGUUCCUGUUCCUGUUUGCAGCGGGCCCUUUUCCUGCGGGAAGAUAUUUCCUUCUUAUUUUUCAUUAUGAUUUCCACGUUUAUGUGCCAAGGAUCUUGAUCUGGUUGUUUUCUACGGGGUUUAAAAAAGUCUUCCUUGUCCCUGACUCAAAAGAGAAGGAUUCGGUGUUGGGGAAGAGAUUCUGGGUCCUUGAUUUUUGGACCGUGUACAUACGCAGAUAUUGACUUUUAAACUGCAUUCCAAAAUACCAAGAG